AAACAAAUGAUAGGGGGGAGAAAGUGACAAGUGCAUUAGGCAUUAUAAUUCAACUGGGCUCCACCUACCAGCCGUGCCUGGUAAUUAAUGGAGCUCCCAGCCUGCAAACGGCUGCAUAAGGCAGGGAGAGGCAACGAGAGAGCGAGAGACAUGCCAUUGGAGAUAAUUGAUUACAUCCCAAUCAACAAUAACUUGUUAGCCAUAGUCAAUGUAUCAGUCUCUCGGUUUUUUCACUCUCUCUCUUCAUUUGAAGGAUGAGUGCAAGUUGGAAGUAGUCAGAGAAAAGCAGAAGGGAGGUUGUUUUUAAGCUGCAAACUGAGAUUCUUGGACAAUAGUGCAAAAAGUCAUCUUGUGGAAACCUUAUCUGCUCAUUCACACCUCCUUCCCUCCCUCCCCCCCCCUUUUUUUUAAAUUCGUUUUAACCUUGCACAGUCAGCCUGCAAGCCUUGGAGAAGACAGAAAGGAGACCUUGGAGUUCUACAAAGAACUUUUUUUUUCCUCUUAGGAAGCUCUCGCCUUCGUGAAGCUCAAAAAAUGACUUCCAAGGAAGAAGCUAAAGCAUCCUCUGUGGAGGAGAGAAGGAGAAACGCGUUGGACCACUUGCCACCUCCUGCAAACUCGAACAAGCCCUUGACUCCCUUCAGUAUUGAGGACAUCCUGAACAAGCCUUCAGUAAGGAGAAGUUAUACUAUCUGUGGGACAGCUCACCUACUGUCCUCUUCUGAAAAGCCCCCUUCAGCAGGACUACCCCUGUCCAGCAGAUCUCUCCUGUCCCAGACCUCACCUCUAUGUGCCCUGGAGGAACUGGCCAGCAAAACCUUCAAAGGUCUGGAAGUCAGCGUCCUACAAGCUGCUGAAGGACGAGAUGGGAUGACCAUUUUUGGCCAGAGACAGACCCCCAAAAAGAGGAGGAAGUCCAGAACUGCGUUCACCAACCACCAGAUUUAUGAGCUGGAGAAACGCUUUUUGUACCAAAAGUACCUGUCCCCGGCGGAUAGGGACCAAAUAGCACAGCAGCUGGGACUGACCAACGCUCAAGUCAUCACCUGGUUUCAGAAUCGAAGAGCCAAACUCAAAAGAGAUUUGGAGGAGAUGAAACAAGAUGUGGAGUCAGCCAAAAAAAUGAGCCCAACUUCAGUAGAAGCGGUGCUCACUAUUUCAGAACUGGACGAAACAGAGUCUUUGAACAGUCCCAACUCUAGGAGCAGGUCACCCCAUGUACCAAGUAACCUCCAGAUGUCACCUUCUUCCCCUUUUACAGAUCAUCACACGAGCAAAGAGUGCUCAGAAGAUGAAGAAGAUGUGGAAAUCGACGUCGAUGAUUGAAUUUUUUUUUCUUAUUUAUUUAUUUUUUAUUCCAAAAAGACUAAUUAAAACAAGAAAGGACGGUAUUUUUACGCUGCACUUGUUCAUAAACCAGAUUUCAAAAAUCAUACCUUUCACCCAAGGCAGUUUCUUUUUUCAAUUAAAGCAAUAAGUAAUAUAAGAAAGACUUAAAUUACAACGGCUGCCCAAUCAGGUAGUUUUUGUGUUUUUUUUUAUUAUUAUUAUUAUUAUUAUUAUUAUUAUAAUUAUUAUUAUGAUUUUUAUUUUUAUUUUUUGGAAUGGUGCAAUUGUGGAUGGCUUCUGUAAAAACAAAAACAUAUUUAAACAUAUUUUUUUAUGCUCUUUUUAAUCUCUAUAGAUAAUUUGCUCAUCGUCACACGUUUCGAUAAAUCAUAAGACACUUUUAUUUACCUAAUGUAUCUCCUAUGACUUACCAUAAUUCUCUUGCAUGUUAUGCACGAUUUUUUUUCCCCUUCUAUAUUAUGUUUCCUUUUUUUUUUUUUUUAUUAAUACCUAUGUCAAUUUACCUAAUUUUCUUAUAUCAAACACAUUUUCUUUAAACGCAAUUUCUAUCUCGUUAUUGCCAUUUAGAAUAUAUAUAUAUAUAUAUUUUCUUGUCUGCUGCAACAUGCUUUUUUAAAACAAUCCUACCUUUCA
This is a messenger RNA of Rana temporaria (common frog), 1983 nucleotides long. It is a transcript of the gene LBX1, whose product is annotated as ladybird homeobox 1. Gene Ontology annotation, molecular function: DNA-binding transcription factor activity, RNA polymerase II-specific; DNA binding. Gene Ontology annotation, biological process: regulation of DNA-templated transcription. The transcript has 2 exons. The coding region runs from base 535 to 1326 and encodes 263 amino acids. Lineage: Eukaryota; Metazoa; Chordata; Amphibia; Anura; Ranidae. The record is from RefSeq and is a predicted model, not a curated record.